GCUGGCUCAGUUCGCGCCAAUAAUAUAGCCUUACAACACGUUCAUAUUUCGAAGCUUCACAUUUUUAUAUUAUUCUAUUUUUGAAAACGGAACCAUUUAAAAGUAAUAAUUUAAUAAAAAAGGUUAUUGUAAUUUUUGGCGGGAAAUCUGGUGGCCAUUUUAUGAUGUUGAUAUAACUUUUUUUUAAAUAAUAUACUUAUAUUAAGUAAUAUUAUAAAAAUAACAUAAUGAAAAGUGCAUCUGUGAUAUUUGUUUUAGUUUGUGGUGUUAAUAUUGUGUUUUCACAAGGAUCAGGCAACGAUGGAAACUUACGUCUCUGCAUCGUGGAAGGGCGCGGUUCAUACAAGCGUGCAGCGAGACACUGUCCCACUCUGGACCAAGAGGACUCUAAAGUAGAAUGCGUUCUUGGCACUGACAGGUUGGACUGCCUGCGUCGCAUCAGUAAAGGAACGGUGGACUUUGGAGUCUUCAGUCCUGAGGACUUGGUGGCUGCGCAGUGGGCACGAGUGGAUGUGCUGGUCACAAAUGAAUUGAGGAGUAAACCUAAGCCGUUCGAAAGGUCGGUAGUGGCGGUGGCCAACCGUCGUAUCCUGCAGGAUGGUGUGACCACAUUACACGCUGUCAUACAAAACGCCACACUAUGUCACCCUGGUGUUGGCAUGGACGACAUACGACCAAUGAGCGACACGCUGUCUGGGUAUUUAGAGUCGCUAGUAUUGGAGCGAGCGUGUGAUCCCAAGUUGUCGCUCACGGAGAAUCGCAUCAAAGCGCUUGCGCAGUUCUUCGGGAAGGCCUGCAAGGCUGGUCCUUGGGUGCCGGAUCAAUGGCGGGACGCUGAACUCAAGCGCCGUUACUCUUCGCUGUGCGCGGCGUGUGCUGGACGCUGUGAUACCAACGACCCGUACUGGGGCAACCAGGGCGCCCUCACCUGCUUGGCAGAGAAAGGAGACAUCACCUGGGCGGAGUUAGAAGACGUACGGACAUAUUUUGGGUUAACACAAAGGGAAGGACACGCUUCUGCCGACCGGUUCGCGUAUGUCUGUCGUGAUGGGUCCUUCAUGGAUCUAGAUGGUUCUGAGCCAUGCGUGUGGUUGCACAGACCCUGGCCUAUCAUCGUGGCUAAAAGAAAAUCAGCAGUAGCCGUAGCAGCUCUAGCCAGCUCCCUCAGAGACGGUUCAGUGCUGGUGGACCGGCACUGGCGUGGCGCCUUAGCCGCCCUGCUGGAGAUCCACCUGGGUCUACCGGACCCACUGCAGCCGCCUCUGACUCCGAUGGACUACCUCGCCAAGGCUAAAGGAUUUAGGGAGGCGUACAGUCAAAGCGGAUGUGAUCCGCCCAGACACAUCACCCUGUGUACAACGACAAUAUUAGAGAAGAAUAAGUGUGAAUGGCUGAACGAGGCUGGUUCCGUGUAUGGGAUAGCUCCGCCCCUGCAGUGUUCGUAUGGAGCUGACACCCAGGCCUGCCUGCAAGCUGUCCAGGACGGCAGGAGUGACGUGGUGGUCACCAGCAGCGAGUACCUUGUAGCAGCCAUGAGAGAUUAUUCCGUAGCUCCAAUACUACACGAAGCCACACCAAUCGUGGAGAAAGCCAGCACUGUGGUGGCCGUCGUCCGAGCUGAUGCGGCAAUAACUGACACAUCAAGCCUCAAGGGAAAACGAGCUUCGUUCCCAACCUAUGAUGGAGUGGCUUGGCAUUCAGCUCUUAGAUACUUCAUGACCAAAGACAAUAUAACUUGCUCAGAUAUGGGGCACUACUUCACGGAAAUAUGCGCGCCUGGUAUCGAAAAUUAUAAUGUUACCAGAAAUGUUGUGAAGCAAUUUACCAAAAACUGCUAUGUUGAUGAUGGCAAUAUAUUAUCUGGAGAGAUUCAAGCUUUGAGAGCAGUUGUUGAGGGAAAGAGUGAUGUUGCGUUUAUAAGUAUGGGGACUUAUAAUAUGUAUACAGCUCAACAAAUAAACGAAGACUGGGCGAGCAGCCGAGAGAAGUUAGUUCCCGUUUGCCCUGAAGAAAAUAAGAAGUAUUGUUUUAUAAGUUGGUCGAACAUUGGCCACAUACUAGCACCGAGGAAUUUAACAGCAAUGAGACGCCAAGAAAUCAUAAACGUGUUUACAAAAUUGGAUCAAUUGUUUGGCAAACAUUAUCCAUUCCACAACGCUAUGUUCUCUAUGUACGGUCAAUUUAGUUUUAAAUUGAAUAUUUUGUUCCAUAACAACACAAAAAUGCUAGCCACUGAUGACAUGUUGAACACGCAUCCGUAUGAUAACAUUCCUUUGAAUUUGGAACGCAGUCUUCGAAAUUCAAAUAUGAAUAGUUGUCACAGUUCAGAUUUUUUGGGAAAUUUUGGCGCCAAUUUAAACCCGAGUAUUUUAUUGUUAGUAGUUUCUCUAGUCUUUUUUGUCUUAAGAAUUUAA
Achroia grisella is the source of this 2414-nucleotide messenger RNA. RefSeq names its product transferrin-like. The transcript is spliced from 11 exons. Gene Ontology annotation, cellular component: plasma membrane; recycling endosome; early endosome. Gene Ontology annotation, biological process: iron ion transport. The record is from RefSeq and is a predicted model, not a curated record. The coding region runs from base 228 to 2414 and encodes 728 amino acids. NCBI's taxonomy places the organism in Eukaryota, Metazoa, Arthropoda, Insecta, Lepidoptera, Pyralidae.